AUGGCUGUUAUAUACGCAAAAGUGUUGGAAGAGCUUAUGAAUUCUCUUAAUUUCACCGUGAAGAUUGUCUCCCAAAAAAUGGAACACGGUAUGCGGAAUCGACAAACUCUCAUUUGGUCUGGAGUGAUGGGAGAGAUCGUAUAUGAUCGCGCAGAUUUCGCAAUCGCCGACAUGUCGAUGACGAGUUUUCGAAUUUGCUUUGUCGAUUUCACGCAUACCUUGAUCAUAUCUAGAAUCAAUCUGUACAUCAAGGAACAGGAAUUAUGUGGCGUCAAAUGGAUCGGCUACUUUCAGACUUUCAGUUCGCGUACGUGGGUUACAAUUAUCAUGCUAAUAGCAGCCGCACCGAUACUCUUAUUCUUCAUGAAAACGUACCGCGAUCAAUCACGAAGCGCCGCGGAUCUGAUCUCUGAGAAUUUCAUCUGCAUUUGGGGUAUCUUUUGCCAGCAGGCACUAACAGAUUUUCCGAAAAGCUCAUCACUGCGUAUCGCGUAUUUCACGAUAAUUUUGACGGCUGUGCUGAUAAUGGCUCACUAUUCAGCAGCAUUAAUUUGCUUUAUGACGGCAUGUACUUACAUUUUACCUUUUCAAACGCUAGACGAAUUCGCUGAUGAUGGUACCUAUAAAUUAAUCAUGUUACGCGAUACUGCCGAUUACGAUAUAGUCACGGUAUGUAAUGAAAGAAACGUUGCUUUUAUGGUGAUGAGUGUUCAAAAGAAGAGCGUAGAAAAGAAGAUACCUUGUAAGUUAUCGAGCAUUACUUCCGAGAGGAUAAACAAUUUAGCAAUGGUUCUCUCCAAGGAUAAUCCAUACACAGGCGUGAUAAAUUAUUAUUUGCAGAAAUUUUUAGACAACGGUAUGAUAAUGCGUCUGAGGCAGACAUAUUCAUCGCAAUUGGGCGAAGAUAAGAUCAAGCCAGUUCAUUUGUUUAACAUCAUCCCAAUUUUGGCGAUUCUUUGUGGAGAUUUAAAGACAACGACAUUGGUGCAUACAUUGUUGCGCGAACUUUCACGGCAGGGAGUUAUGACCGUGACCAUAACUUUUUCGGAGCUGACGAGCAAAUACAAUGAAUAUCAGAAGAACAUGAGGAUGCCCUUAAUCGUCGUUUUCCUUGAUACCGAGGAGACCAUGGAUGAAUUUGCCAAGACCACUAAGGGCAUAAAACCCAUCUCCUUUCCCAUUUGGUUGAUUGUAUUUCUUCAGCAUUUUGGAAAUCCCCUCAAAAAGUACUGCACGCAUCCUGCCAAUAAUAUAUUCAAUGUAGACUUCAGCACCCAGAUGCUGGUCCUGUGCUACAAUCGCUCGACCCUAGUCGAGUGGUAUGCCAUUCGUGAUAAUUAUAUUAGAACGUUUGAUUUGGCUACGUGGUCUCCUGAUACAGGUCUGAUUCUGAGAACGCAAGAAAACAUCUACACCAGGAGGAGCAACAUGUUUGGUGAUGUUGUACGCGUAGCAAUUGUGGAAAAAUCGCCAUUGGUCUCACUGGAGAACGGUACGAUGAGCGGAUUUUUUGGUUUGCUGCUGAUAGAGCUCAGCAAAGUGAUGAACUUCACGAUAAAGCUUCUGGAUCCAGUGGACUCAUUCGGUAGCUGGAACCAGAAGAAGAAUGCUUGGACAGGUGCGAUCGGCAAGUUGGUAGAUAAUGAAGCUGAUAUCGGCAUAGCCGCAUUCACAGUAACAAACGAUAGACUUAGAGACAUCGAUUUUACGAUACCAUUGAUACGCACGGAAUACCGCCUCUAUUUGCAGCAACCUAUCACGCCCUACGUGCAGUGGUUCUGGUACUUCAAGGUGUUUAGUCCCGGAGUUUGGAGUACAUUAAUGAUGAUAAUAAUAAUUUCUUCUAUUAUCUUGACUAUUAUUAAGACAAAAGGAUUCUCGAUAAGCAUAAUGUCCGAUAAUUAUAUUAAAGUUUGGGGUAUUUAUUGCCAGCAAGGUUUGCCGGUAAUAAUUCUGUCCACCUAUUUCGCUUCACUGAUCAGUUAUUUGGCACGUAAUACGGCUAAACUGCCUUUUUCCACCCUGGAGGGAUAUGUUGAAGACGGAACUUACAAAUUAAUUGUUCUACAAAACAGCGCCGAAUACGACAUUCCUCAUUAUACCAAGGAUCCCUUAUUACUGAAAAUGUACGAAUUUCGGGAGGAUACUGAGUAUUUACCGACUACAUUGGUUGAGGGAUUUAAGAAAAUCUGUGAGCGGAUGGACUUGGCGUUUUAUACGACGGAGGUAUUCAAAGAGUAUAUGAGCAUUUGUAUACAGUGUGAGCUCGUAUACAUUCAUACUGGAAGAAUCGAUAAUAAUGCGAUAACUCUAACGAAAGGAAGUCCUUACACCCGCUUCUUAAAUUACCAUUUGAGGCGAUUUCAAGAUAAUGGCAUUCUAAACAAGUUACAGAACAAGUAUCCCUCAAAAAUUCCGAUGAAAGGAAUUAUUGGUAACUUUACGGUCGAUAUAACCGAUGUAACACCGAUUUUAACAAUUGUAAUAUGCAGUAUAGCCUUGUCAUUACUUGUCUUGAUAAUUGAGAAAAUGUAUUAUUCGUUUAAAACUCUACCACGGAAUAAUAAAUCCGUUAAAAAAUUCACUUACAAUCUUAACGUGAGGAGUAAAUUGCAAAAAGAAUACAAAAAGAAUCUAAGACUUCAAGGAUUUUAUAACAAAUCGAUUGACUAUUGGUAA
Messenger RNA from Cyphomyrmex costatus, 2679 nucleotides. RefSeq lists its product as uncharacterized. Lineage: Eukaryota; Metazoa; Arthropoda; Insecta; Hymenoptera; Formicidae. Gene Ontology annotation, molecular function: ligand-gated monoatomic ion channel activity. Gene Ontology annotation, cellular component: membrane. The record is from RefSeq and is a predicted model, not a curated record. The transcript is spliced from 12 exons. Bases 1 to 2679 code for a protein of 892 amino acids.